GACCCACCCGGGCCCACCGAGCCGCUGCCCAGGGUAGAGGCCCCGCCCGGAAUCCCACUUUCCCCGGCAGAGGGGGCCCUCCCCUACGCCACGCACAACUCCUCAGGCCUCGCCAUGCCGCGCCCUAACUCCGUCGCGGCCACUAGUUGUGCCAAGCUGGAAGAUCUGAGCUACCUUGAUGAACAGCGAAACACUCCGCUGCGGAUGUCCGUCCGGCUGCCCGGACACGGCACAGGGAAAAGGGCCUCGCCCGACUCCAAAGUGUUUGUCUUCAGCCUGGUUCACACCCUACAAGUCUCCUGACAUCAUGCUGAAGCCCCUGCUGUUCGAGGUCCCCAGCAUCACUACCGACUCAGUGUUUGUGGGGCGAGACUGGCUCUUCCAGACGCUGGAGGAAGCCCUGAGCACGGGCAAGUCUGACAAGAACCGUGGCGCGGUCAUCGUGGGGAAAGUCGGUUUCGGCAAGACAGCCAUCAUCUCCCGACUUGUCGCCCUCAGCUGCCACGGCAACAGGAUGCGCCAGAUAGCGUCCAACAGUCCUAAUGCUUCUCCGAAAAGCGGAGGUGCCAGCACAGACCUGCCCCUCACCCACCCUCCCCAGGCCACGCUGAGUGUCACUAACACCAAAUCAAGUGGCAGCUGUCCUGGGACACCCGAAAACCAGAGACACGGGAAGGAGGCAGUCAAAAGCCUGGCAGCGAAGGUGGUGGCGUACCACUACUGUCAGGCAGACAACACCUAUACCUGCCUGGUGCCAGAGCUGGUGCACAGCAUCGCCGCCCUGCUCUGUCGAGCCCGGCAGCUGGCCGCCUACAGGGAGCUGCUCCUGAAGGAGCCGCACCUCCAGAGCUCACUCAGUCUGCGCUCGUGUGUGCAGGACCCCGCCGGUGCGUUCUGGAGGGGCGUGUUGGAGCCGCUGCUCACCCUCCGCAAAGAGGGGAAGAUUCCAGAAGAAGACCACAUCAUUCUGAUUGACGGGCUGAACGAGGCAGAAUUCCAUAAGCCAGACUAUGGGGACACCAUUACCUCCUUCAUCUCCAAAAUCAUCUCCAAGUUUCCCAUCUGGCUGAAACUGAUUGUCACAGUGCGGGUCAAUCUUAUGGAGAUGACCGACCAGCUGCCGUUUUCCAAGAUAUCGCUAGACGACUUCUCAGACAACCAGGAGAUUGAGAACGACCUGAAAGCCUACGUCCUGCAUCGAGUUAACAACAGUAAGGAGAUAACAUCCAACAUCUCCCUCAACGGCAAGGCCGACGACACCGAUGUCUGCAAGCUGAGCAGCCAUCUGGUGGCGCACAGCCUGGGGUCCUACCUGUACCUGAAGCUGACCCUGGACCUGUUUGAGAAGGGUCAGCUGGUCAUGGAGAGCGACAGCUACAAGGAGUUGCCUGUCUCGGUGGCUGAGCUCUACCUGCUUCAGAGCAGCGUUAAGUUUUCAACUGACUCCUCCUUCGAGCAUGUGGCGCCCAUCCUCAACGUGGCGCUGGCGUCGCUGCACCCGCUGACGGACGAGCAGCUCUACCAGGCCGUCAACGCGGGGAGUGUGAAGGGCAAGCUGGAGUGGGAGGACUUCCAGCAGCGGAUGGAGACGCUCUCCUACUUCCUGAUACAGCGGCGGGAUGACAGCCGCAUGUUCUGCCACCCCUCCUUCCGCGAGUGGCUGGUGUGGAGGGCGGACGGCGAGAGCACAGACUUCCUCUGUGACCCCAGGAGCGGUCAUGCUGUCAUGGCCUUCAUGCUGUCCCGGAGAGAGGGGAAGUUGAACCGCCAACAGACCAUGGAACUUGGCCAUCAUAUCCUGAAAGCUCACAUUUUCAAGGGUCAGAGUAAGAAGACGGGUGUGUCCUCCAGCAUUCUGCAGGCUCUGUGGAUCAGCUCCAGCACUGAUGGACUGUCGGCUGCCCUGGCCUCCCUGAGGAACCUGUACACGCCCAACAUCAAGGUGAGUCGUCUGUUGCUGCUGGCUGGCGCGAGUGCAAACUACCGCACAGAGGCCCUCAGCAACGCACCGGUGCUGUCCGUGCAGGCCCACCUGGGCCACCAGGAGAUGGCGGCUCUGCUGCUGGACUUUGGGGCAGCCAUAGAGGGGGCGUCGGAACAUGGGAUGACCCCGCUCUGCUUCGCUGCCGCAGCUGGGCACCUCGGCCUCCUCGGCCUGCUGUGCAAGAAGGGAGCCAAGGCUUACCAUGUGGACAAGAGUGGUCAGUGUGCCCUGGUUCAUGCAGCUCUCAGGGGACACCCUGACAUCGUCCACUUCCUUCUGGACCAGGAGUGGGCCCCCGAGGGCCGGCUUCAGGAUUGCGACCGGAAGAACAAGGCCCUCCAGCAGGCUCUUACUGCUGCCUCCAGCAUGGGUCACACACAGGUUGUGAGAAGCUUGCUGGCGUUGAAUAAUGAACAUAUGGUGCAGAUUGAUGGUUAUGACUCCCUGUGGGGUGAGACAGCUCUGACAGCAGCUGCUGGCCGGGGAAAGCUGGAUGUGUGCAGGUUUCUUUUGGAGAAAGGAGCCGGGGUGCAGCAGGUCAACCGAAGAGGAGUGUCCCCAAUAUUCAGUGCUGUGAGGCAGGGCCAAGGCCAGAUUACAGAGUUGCUGCUGCAGCACGGUGCAGACGCUAACACGAGUGACAAGCAGGGACGCACGCUUCUGAUGGUAGCAGCCUGCGAAGGACACCUGAGCUCUGCUGAGUUCCUGGUCUCCAAGGGUGCCGCGCUAACGUCUGUGGACAAGGAGGGAUUGACACCUUUGAGCUGGGCCUGCUUGAAAGGACACAAGAAUGUGGUGCAGUUCCUGGUGGAGGAGGGCACGGUCAUAAAUCACACCGACAAGAACGGACGCACUCCGCUGGACUUGGCUGCAUUCUAUGGUGACGCUGAGAUUGUCCAGUAUCUGGUGGAGAGAGGAGCCGUGAUCGAGCACGUGGACUACAGCGGGAUGAGGCCGCUCGACCGGGCCAUUGGCUGUCAGAACACAUCAGUGGUGGUGACUCUGCUGAAAAAGGGGGCCAAGCUGGGCUACAGAACAUCUCCCUAUGAUCGAUCAGGGAAUGCUGCCUGGGCAAUGGCCACAUCCAAACCAGACAUCCUCAUCAUCCUCCUACAGAAGCUUAUGGAGGAAGGUAACCUGCUGUAUAAGAAGGGGAAAAUGAAGGAGGCGGCACAAAGGUACCAGUACGCCCUGAGGAAGUUCCCCAGGGAAGGGUUUGGAGAUGACCUGAAGGCCUUCAGGGAGCUGCGAGUCUCACUGUACCUCAACCUCUCCCGAUGUCGCAGGAAAACCAACGACUUUGGCAUGGCUGAAGAGUUUGCCACAAAGGCCCUCGAGCUGAAACCGAAAUCGUACGAGGCCUAUUAUGCCCGAGCCAGGGCGAAAAGGAGCAGCAGGCAGUUUGCGGCUGCGCUGGCCGAUUUGCACGAGGCAGCCAAACUCUGCCCGACCAACCGGGAGAUCCGACGUCUGCUUGCGAGGGUGGAGGAAGAGUGCAAGCAGCUGCAUCACGGCCAGCAGAAACAGCAGGGGGCGCCAGACCGACACGUGGACUGCGAGGAAAGGGAGGCGCUUCCCAUCGACCAGGACAAAGAAAGUCAGGGCAAGCCAGCGCCUCAGGACGCAGGCGAGGAAGAUCCCUUGCAGCAGGACGACGGGCAAGAGCCCUGGCAGCCCGAUGACAUCUUUACCCUGAACCAGACGCUUGAAGAUGCAGUGGAUGCCUCUCAACAGAACCCAAGGCCAGAGUCACCACCCGAAGCACUGAGCCACAAUUACCACCGGGAGCCUCUGCCCUUCCAGCUCAGUAAGCAGACCCAAAGCAUCAAAAGCAACAACUCCCAGAAAUUUGAGGCCAGAACAGGAAGCAAGCCUCCGUAUGGUCCCUCGAGCCCUCUCCCGAGCCGACACAUCUCCAGCGUUCUGAAGCCAGGCCCGGGAAUCGACAUCGGCCCACUGCCGCUCAAAGAUUCAGAACCCAACCCUGGUGAGCACUUGACCCCUGUAGUCCACCACUGUGACACGGGGGCCGAGCCCGUCCAGCCCUACCCCAUUAGCAGGCUCUCUGCCCACUCGGCUUCCUCCUUAGACGCUCUGGUAGGGGAAGGAGCCCUGGAGAUCGGGAAGGAGUCAUUAGCAAGCAGUGUCUCCACGGUUGGUUCCCAAGCCAGCAGCAUGAAGGUGUCCAGCUCCACCAGCAGUUUGGGAUCCACCGGCAGCCUCUCCGACGGCAGCAAGCCAGCAGGCCCGGACGUGCGCACCAAGACCGCACCGGACAGGACCAAGCAGGCCCAGGGAGGGGCCGGUGAGUACAAACCCCGGCCCUUUAUGGGGGUCACGGACAAGACUGCGCGAUUCCAACAGCUGCCGCCACCGCACCAGGAUCACCGGCUCGCCGGUCGUGGCUGGCAGAGCCACUCUACCGAAGGGCUGGUCGGACAUGUCAUGUCCGCCUCGGGCAUGCAGUUCGAGACCUGUGAGCUGCCUUACGCCAUGAGCACUUACCACGAGCAGCUCAGAGCUCCACCUCAGGGCCUCACAGGGGGCUUUCACAACGGAAUGUAUUCCAGGGAAUUUGCGGAGAAGUUCUGCCAAGCCGCCACCUGUUACAAGGAAUCCAAGCCAGCCGUAGCUGUGCUGCAUUCUUUCUCUGACAGUAAAUCCAAGCCGUCCAGCCUGGUCCGAGAUAAUCCCUCCAUUCUCAUGGCUUCAAUGAAACCAAAGCGAUCCUUUGUAGAGUCAAAUGUGUAGGCUCCCCAUUUUAAUUUUCAUUGCCUCCCUUCACCUCCACCCCAUCAUUCUCUAUAGUACAUUUUUUAAGCUGUCGGCAAAGUUGAAAAAUACCAUUUAUUAACACAAACACACACACACAAAAAAACACUAAACGCUGUCUGUUGGUGUAGACUUUUUUUUAAACAUGGACCACAGGCAGUAGUGGCAAAGGCACUUUCAUACUCUUUCACAAGGGCUGCACCCUUACGACAGUUCGGCCAAGCUGGACAUUACACCAAGGAACUCACAUGGCAUGUGCAGGACAAUUUAAGCUGAUAAAAGAGCAAUGCUUUAAUGAAUCAAUAUAUAGUGGGCUUAUUAUUAUUGGCACCCUUGAUAAAUAUACACAAAAAGUGCGGUAAACUAAAAAAAAACAAUACAGUUAUUGACAUGAGCUUUAUUUUCUAACAUGCGUAGAGUGCUUUAUUAAUGAUUCAAUGGAAUCAACCAUUCAAAUUUCAAUUUAAAAAUGUAUUUGGCACCCCUGGCAAAGAUGAUAGCCAUGAGUCUAUUCAUAUAAUUUAGAGAAGAGAGUUAGAGGUUAGAGAACACAUUUGGAGGGAUUUUUGGCCAUGCAGAACUUCUCAGAAUCAUUGAUAUCAUUGAUGGGAUUUAUGUCUGGAGACUGAGAUGGCCAUUUUUACUUAACCAUUUCUGUGUGGAUUUUUAUGUAUGUUUGGAGUCAUUGUCCUGCUGGACAAUCUACCUACAACCAAGUGUCAGCUUCUUGGCAGAGGCAACCAGAUUUUCUGCCAAGAUUUCCUGGUACUUUAUUGAAUUCAUUGUGCCAUUGAUUCUAUGUUGAAUUAUUGUACACUUAAAUAGUGCCUCUGGACUAAUAGCAAAACAUCUCCAAAACAUCAAUGACCCACCACCAUAUUUGAAAAUAGGUGCUUCUCCUUGUAUGCAUUCCAUUUUGCCCCAAACAUGUUAAUGUUGUGUAUGGCCGCAACAUUCAAUUCAGGUCUCAUCUGACCAUAGCAUUCUCUUCCAGUUAUAAUUCCAAUGAGGUUUGGCAAACUCUUGAUGCUUGGCUUUGUUUAUGUGGUGAUUAAGGGUCGUCUUCGUGCCACUCUUUCAAAUUGUUUGCAAUUUUUUUAGACUUGGUAACCCCAGGACACAACCAAUCUCGGUAAUUCGUAAACUGCAAUCCUUGGGUUACUUAUGGCCCUUCCUUUCCAUCCGUGGGGAUGAUAUGCACUUGCAUCCUGGCAAGUUUGCAACCAUUCCAUAUAUUUUACACAUUUCUAUUACUGCCCUUACAGUGCUAAGUGGUAUGUUUAACGGUUCAUGUAUUUUUUGUACUCAUUAUCCGACUUGUGAUGGUCAAUUACCAUCUGUGUCUUCUGAAUUGACAGUUAUUUUCCCAUGCUGAUGGUUAACAAUGGGAUUGUGCAUGCUCUUUACCUCAUUUUAUAUAGUGAAACAGGAAGUGAUGGAGUGACACAAUGUAGUUCCUUUGAACUGAGAGUUAACUAAAUUGAACUAAAAUUAGUUAACUAAAAUUUCUGUUUAUUUGAUUUUCUAUACAAUAAUUGCUAGGGGUGCCUGUGGUUUUCACAAAAAAAGAAUUGCUAAAUAAAAAACAAUGAAACAUGAGAGUAAAUUUAUUGAAAUAAAAGUAUGUUUGAACAUAAAAUAUUGUUGUUUAUUAUAUGCAGCCUUUUCUCUCCAUUAAAGGUGCCAAUAAUUCUGGUGCCCACAGUAUACCUUCCAGGUGCUUUCACAAAAUCAAGUAUUCAUACAUUUACAAUAUUAAUCCACUGAGGGACGUGGGGCUGUGCUGUUUGGUUUGACAGUCUAACAGCUGGUGGAGAAGAAAUUGGAAAUCACCAUAACUGAGCUUUGAUACUGCAUAUACAUACUCAGUGGUCACUUUAUUAGGUACACCUAUUUUACACGGCAUAUGACCUGGCAUAUUAAUUAUUUGUGCCAUGGAUUCAACAAGGUGUUGGAAACAUUCCCUAUGGAUUUUGGUCCAAGCUGAUUUGCUAGCAUCAAGCAGUAGCCUGUUUUUUGGCUAUACAUCCAUGCUGUGUACCUGUUCCACCUCAUCUCAAAAGUGCUUUAUUGCAUUGGGAUCAGCAUGCUUAGGUAUGCUGUGGCAUUCAAAUGAUGCUAUUAAGGGGCCUAAUGCCUGCCAAGAAAACAUUCUCCGCACCAUUACACCACUACCACAUGCCUGCACCAAUGAUACAAGGCAGUGUGGACUCAUGCUGCAGUUUAUACAAAAUUCUUUAUUACAUGCAUGUUGCCACAGAAAUCAAGAUUAAUCAGAUCAGGCAAUCUUCAAUCAUCCAAUUUUGGUCAUCACACGUCAACUGGUGACAUGGCCUCUUCUCCCCAAACUAUUAAUAUGUUUUUUCACUGACACAGAACUGGUGCUCGCUGGAUAUUUUUUGUUUCUCACACCACUGUCUGUAAAAUGUAGACUCAGUGAAGAAGGUGUUUCUGAGAUGCGGGAGCCAACACGUCUGGCACCAAUCACAACAUGGGUCAAAGUUUCUUAGGUUACUCAUUUGCCAAUUCUCAUGUUAUGGUACAACUGAACCACUUCACCAUGUCUGCAUACUUUAUAUAUUGAGUUGCAGCCACAUAAUUCCCUACUUGGAGGAGCAGAAGGCUCUUCGUGUUAAUGAGCAAGUGUACCUAAUGGCCACUGAGGUUAUAAUACAUAUUUUAAGUGAAGGUCUAUGUCAUUGUCAUUGACUUUUUACAAAAGAAGACAAAAGUAUUUAUCUUCUAUGUUUGUACAUUGUAUAAUUCAACCUCUGUUUAAAUCUAUGUAUCUGUGUGUUGCUGUCUAGGUUAAUUUAUUUACAGUCCAUAUGGCUUAGUCAAUUGUAAAAUCAAUAUUUUAUAGUUAUUUUUGCACAGCUGUGAAGACAUUAUACAUUUUCAAUAAGCUUUAUUGAGAUUAUUUUGGUUGCUACAGUUGCAGUUUAUAAUAAAGACCACAAAUUCUAUCAGAUGGAUUUGGUGGGAUUGGGGCCAUCAGUUAUAUUUUAUUGUAUGUCAUUUGCAGUUGUUGACUUGUUUCCAGUAUUGUGAUCUGCAUUACCUGUUAUCACAUACUGUACUGUAAUAGAACAUUACUGCCAAUAAAGUCCCUCAUUAAUACCA
Molecule: messenger RNA, 7879 nt
Organism: Conger conger (European conger)
Lineage: Eukaryota; Metazoa; Chordata; Actinopteri; Anguilliformes; Congridae
Product: protein TANC1-like
Exons: 21
Coding region: 179-4735 (1518 amino acids)
Molecular function (GO): protein binding
Source: RefSeq, a predicted model, not a curated record